Messenger RNA from Sugiyamaella lignohabitans, 2385 nucleotides. RefSeq lists its product as uncharacterized. The record is from RefSeq and is a predicted model, not a curated record. The coding region runs from base 1 to 2385 and encodes 794 amino acids. The transcript has a single exon. NCBI's taxonomy places the organism in Eukaryota, Fungi, Ascomycota, Dipodascomycetes, Dipodascales, Trichomonascaceae.
AUGCGAUAUUUGGACCCAGGGGGGAGUUUGGCACUCCUGAAAUUGUUCAGGCCCUUCCCCUUGCUUGGACAAAAUUCAAAAUAUUUAAAUAAAGGAAUUGCUAAACUUUCAGCAGAUCAUGAAAUCAGUUAUGCUCGCUUUGUUAGCAAUGUGAGUGUGGAUCGCUCAGUUGCAAUUAGUUCUAAUGUGACAAAGGUACCUCCAUCCAAGCAAGUUUCCGAAUCGAAUUUAAAAUCUAGGAAUAAGACGCUAUCUGAUACAAAGGGGAAGAAAGAGAAAACUAAACGACUGAUGGGUUUGCGCUUACUGGACCUGGUCAAAUUUGGGACGUUGGAUAUUGAAAUGGCUAGAGUUGUCAAGGCUAAAACGGUGGUGGCUUAUGUGAACAUGAAGAGAGUGUCUGAAAAGGGCGAAUCCCGCCUGCUUCCUCCCUCGUCGUAUCACAAGCUGAAGUCUCCUCAAGUAUUGGAAACUGUUACGGUUUUGGCACUUAUUUUGGAAUCGGUGAAUCACACUGGCAAACUGAGAAAGGUCGAAGAGGCGUCGUUCCGUCGGCUUAGCUCAUUUUUGAGCUUUCAACAAGAACAAAAAGACUAUUUUGCCUUAAAAGAGGGUAAUAGCUCUACUCAAGCCGGCAUAGAAACUGAGAGGUCAUUUAUAUAUCAAGCAUUGAAAGCUAACGGGUAUGACAUGAAUGAUCUAAGAACAUGGAUUGAUUGCCUUCGAGCAAAAACGUUUCGUGAUGCGAAAAACAUUUUUGAGCGCUCUUCUCACACAGAUAGAUGGCCAGAAUUCCUAGCUCUCUUCACUGUUCGCAGAAGAAUUUUGAGUCGGUUGGAGGCACACGAAGCACUACGGUUAUUCCAGCACACAUUGCCCGCUAUAGAUAAGAACUGGCAAUUCGCUUUGUUUAUAGAAACACUACGCAUUGUUCAUCAAUGGCAUAUUGAAUUUGUCCCAACGCUGUGUCAAUUUUUUCUACGACAUUCAGAUGUUAGCCUUAAAACAUCUUAUUACUACAAUCAAAUGAUGUGGCUUGUGAGCAAAUUCGGUACAAGGUGGAGCCAGGAUGACUCACUGAUAUUGGCAGAAUCUCUCCAAUUGAUUGCUGCUGAUAUGUCCAAGGCAAAUAUUCCUAUCGAUACCAAAGGAUAUCUUGCUAUUGCAUAUAUUACCGGGGCAGGACCCGCUAGUGAUCGAGCCAGGACUGUUUUGGAUGUAAUUAAGAGGCAUGAGUAUGACUAUUCAAGAGAAGAAUUAAUGGCUCAGAAAGUGUGGGCUGAAAUGAUGAAAACCAAACUCAACUCUGGAAAGAAGCAUAGCCAGGAGCUCGAAUAUGAAAACAACAACGAUGAAUAUGAAAGUAACGAUUAUAAUGACGACUACGAGCAAAGUCCAAACAAAAAUGAAAGAAAAGAAAACAAAAACCUAUCUGCAUCUAAUAAUUCAAAUACUGCUAUUGGUCUAUUUCCAUAUAUCCACGGUGUAUAUGCUAUGGAAAUAUUACUAGCCCAAGAUACUUAUGAAGCACUUCAAUUGUUCGACAAUAUACCCCCAAAUGAUCGAAUUGCCAUGAUAUGGGGCCUGUUGAUGACUAAGUUAAGAGAGCUUGGCGACAUGAAUUCCGAAGCAUUUGAGAUACUUUGGAAUAGAAUUCGUACAGAAAAUGUGUCACUGACCCCAUUCUUGAUUCAACGGAUAUGUGAAUGUCUGAAGGACACCGAUGGGGCCUUCAAAAUAUUGAACGAGGUGAUGGCCUCAUCUCCUAAGGCAGCUAACUCGCUCCUACGUUCAGGAACUGUUGCAUCGUUUUUGAGCGUUCGAAAAUUUGAAGAUCUGAAUAAAGUUCGGUACUUUCUCUCGAAUUUUCAGCGCCGCUCUUUUGAGAUUUAUGAUGAGCUGCUUGCUGGAGAAGCCAUGUAUGAUAAAGAAAAGUUCUGGGAUACUUAUACGUUGUUUAGAAAUGACGGAUAUGAUCCUAAGGUGUCGACGCUUACAUCGUUGUGCCGUGCAGCUGCUGAUGUUACGAUAACUUGGGGCGAGUUAUUUGCAGUCCAACGAGCAGUUGUUGAAUUCAAAACUUGGGUUAGAGGCGCUGCGUCCGAUGGCUCGGACAAGGGUGAUGUGUUGAAGCUUUACCCCACUGCCGAGCUAUUCCAUCGAUACAUAAUUAUGAUAGGAAGAGCCAACUAUGAUCAAGAACUUGUAGAGGUUCUACCUUGGAUGGAGCGAAUCCAGUUUAAACCCAACAAAAUCUGUCUCUGUGCUUUGAUCACAUACUCCCCUAAUGGCAAGCACCUGUUUGCACAUGGACAAAAGGUGGGUGGAGAAUGGCCAACUCAAUACGAAGUCGACCAAUAUGCUCACUAUAGCAAGCUAAAAUAA